This is a messenger RNA of Amorphotheca resinae ATCC 22711, 443 nucleotides long. RefSeq lists its product as hypothetical. The record is from RefSeq and is a predicted model, not a curated record. Bases 7 to 438 code for a protein of 143 amino acids. Lineage: Eukaryota; Fungi; Ascomycota; Leotiomycetes; Helotiales; Amorphothecaceae. The transcript has a single exon.
CACCCAAUGAACCAGCACCCAAUGAACCAGCACCCAAUGAACCAGCACCCAAUGAACCAGCACCCAAUGAACCAGCACUCGAUAGAUCCAGCCUUAAUGAAUCAAGCAUCGAUGAAUCAAGCCUCAAUGAACCAGCACCCAAUGAACCAGCAUCCCAUGAACCAGCACUCGACGGAUCAAGCCUCAAUGAACCAGCACCCGAUGCACCAGCACCCGAUGCAUCAGCACCCGAUGCAUCAGCACCCGAUGCACCAGCAUCCAAUGCACCAGCACCCAAUAAACCAGCACUCGAUGGAAUGCUGGUUCGUCGGGUGCUGGUUCAUGGGGUGCUGGUUCAUGGGGUGCUGGUUCAUGGGGUGCUGGUUCAUGGGGUGCUGGUUCAUGGGGUGCUGGUUCAUGGGGUGCUGGUUCGUCGGGUGCUGGUUCAUUAAGGCUUGACCCAU